AAGCUCUUUAUUUCAUAGUAGAUAGGGCAAAACACAGGUCGCGAGAUGAGACAAGUAGUUCCCGCGAGUUCCCGGCCCCUGGUCCCAAGAUUCAGAUCAUGACAUUUGGAUUGUUAUGAAUUCUUUCGUUGGAAGACUAUAUUAAUGAGAGCAAACUUUUAUCGUUAAUUUUAAUUUGUGCUUUGUACCUUUUGGCAAGUUGUUUGCAAAUGCUGUCAAGAUUUAACGACCCAGAGAGGAAUACAGACGAUCACCAAGUGUAUUUUGACAGGAACGGAUUGAGAGUGGACUUGUGAAUUUCGGAGAUUAUAAGUGCCUCAUCAUGUCAGCAAUGUUGACAGCGGAUUGGUGUCCUCUUGGACGGGACACUUAUUUCAGGAAGUUUGAUUUGUACUCCAUGGGGUGGCAGCAUGAGCUGCGUCUUGAAAAUGUUGCAGUAGCAUCAGCACCAUAUGGUGGUCCAUUGGCUGUUGUACGUGAUCGUAAAAAGUUUGUGCAGGUGCAAGGAUCCGGGAAACCUGUCAUAUCCCUUUACUCAGCCGCUGGGCAACACCUUGCAUCCAUUGUUUGGAGCGGCACUACUUUGGUGGCCCUUGGGUGGUCAGCUUCAGAAGAGUUGCUUUGCAUUCAGGAUGAUGGUUCUGUACUUCGCUAUGACAUCUUUGGCACCUAUCAACAUACAUUCAGUAUGGGCAAGGAUGCAAAGGAUGGCCACAUUGUGGAUGCUCGGGUUUUUGCAACUGCAGGAGGUACUGGGGUGGCUGUGCUUUCAGCAUCAGGUCGAUUCUUUCUUGUUUUAAGUGUGGCUGAUCCCAAGUUGCGUACUUUACCUGCAAUACCUGAAAUGACUGGAGCAAAUGCAGGAUCAUUGACAACUUGGGCUGUAGUGCCAGAAGAGAGGGGUGCACGGGUAUUAGUAUCACGUAAUCGUGAUUUAUAUUCAUUGUCAUCACAGGAGACCCGUGCUGAGCCUGUGGCAGUUCCGGAUCUUGGGCUCAGCUCUGUGAUAGAAAUAGCCGUCUCUCUUGAUGGGCGCCAUACUGCUCUAUUGACAGAUAAUGGACAUUUAUGGAUGGGCUCUGCUGACUUGCGUCGAAAGUACGCAGAUUUUGAUACGAAGAUGCCUGGCAAACCACGUCAGUUGGUCUGGUGUGGCUCAGAAGCAGUUCUAGGCCUUUGGGGGACAGUUUUGCUACUGGUUGGGCGGCGAUCUCCAGUAGACAGCAUCUCUUACUCCUAUGAUUCCCCAGUUCACUUGGUACCUGAACUUGAUGGUGUGCGAGUGGUUGGUGCACAGACUCACGAGCUCUUGCAACGUGUACCACCUGUAGUGCAAAGCAUCUUGCGCAUCAACAGCACGAGCCCUGGUGCAUACCUACUGGAGGCUUCACGACAAUUCCAGAAACAAAGCCAUCGAGCAGAUGAAUAUGUGCACUUAGUGCGGGGUCAUCUGGCUGAAGCAGUGCAGAAUUGUCUGGAAGCCGCUGGUCAUGAAUUCAACACUGAUACCCAGAAGAGCUUGCUUAGAGCAGCUCAAUUUGGAAAAUGCUUCUUGGCAGACUAUGAUCCAACGGCAUAUGUUGAUAUGUGCCGAAUGUUGCGAGUGCUUAAUGCAGUUCGCAGUCCUCGUGUUGGAAUUCCUCUUACCAUCACUCAACUUCGUCACCUGUCUGUCCGUGUGCUGUUGGAUCGAUUAGUGUUGCGGAGACACUAUUAUUUAGCAAUUCAAGCAGCAAAGCACUUGAGAUUACCAGAAGUUGAGGGUUCAAGUCGAGUUCUUGCACACUGGGCUUGCUACAAGGUUAAUCAAACACAGCUUGACAGAGAACAGGUAGCUCGUGAUAUUGCUAAUAAGUUAGGAUAUGCUCCAGGUGUAUCUUACAGUGAAAUUGCUGAUAAAGCUAAUAAUGCAGGCAGACGUCAACUUGCUGUGAAGUUGAUUGACUAUGAGCCACGUGCCAGCUUGCAAGUGCCAUUACUACUACGUUUAGAAGAAUAUCGUCCUGCCCUCGUCAAAGCUAUUGAAAGUGGUGAUACAGAUCUUGUAUAUACAGUGUUAGAACAGCUUCGUGAAAACAUGCCUCUUGGAGAGUUCCAGUUGUGUAUUAGAAACUAUCCAGUUGCUCAAGCACUGUAUUUAAAAUACUGCCGGGACCACAAUCCAGAAACAUUGCGAGACAUCUAUGUUCAAGAGGACGACUUCCUAGCACAAGCUUCAUUUUUUGUUCGUGAAAGUUUGGACCCAAAGAAUUCAGCACGAGAAGCAUCAUUGGCUGCAGCUCAGGACAGCUUCCGCCGUGCACGUGCUGACCUCAAUGCCACACUGUGUGAGGAGCAGCAGCGGCUUUUACGCUACCAGAAAGGCCUCGAAGACAAGUUUGGACGAGAAUUUUCAGGGCUGUCUUUGCACGAUACUGUGCGAGCCCUUCUGCUAAUGCGAGAAGUGAAGCUGGCAGAUAAGCUACGAGCUGAAUACAGGGUCCCUGAUCGCCGAUAUUGGUGGUUACGAAUCCUAUGUAUGGCACACCUGGGAGAUUGGGAAGAAUUGGUACGAUUCUCUAAGACCAAGAAGUCACCAAUUGGCUAUGAACCAUUUGUGGAUGUCUGUGUUAAACACAAAUCUCCAUAUGCUGAACAGUUCCUGCCACGGGUACAAGAUGAAUUGAAAGUUAAAUACUAUGCUAAAGCUGGACUCCUCGAGAAAGCAUGUCAAGUGGCAGUGGAACAACGUGAUGUGCAAGCCCUUCUCUUUGUGCGCAGUUGCUGUGCCCCUACAGAUCGUGAGCUUCUUGAGCGUAUUACUGCACAAAUUGCACAGCUGUCUAAUAAAAAGUGAAACACUUUUUCAAAACAGAAGCUAGAUCAUUGCAGAAAUUGCUCGCACAGAAUUAUGCAGUGAUUAAACAAUCAACCUACAGUGCAAUUAUAUUUUUAAGAACUCUUUUCUGACUUUGAACAUACACCAAUGCUGCAAAUACUUAAGCAGAUGUGUUCCUUAAAAUACUAUCAAGCUUUGUGGAUAUAUCAAUUGCAUUAGCUUGGUUUUUACUCUUUCAUUGAGUAAAACUUGAUGUAUAGCUUCAAUGUUCAGUAACUUAAGAUAUUGAAAUGUGCUGUGAAAGUAAUAUUUACAAUUUAUUGUAUACCAUUGUAGCAGAAACUUAUGAAUGAUAAAAACAAAUAUACUGUGAUAAACUUCCUUAUGAUAAAAAGGCAUUGUAAAUAGAGAAUGAAAAUCUUGUGUUGUGUUGUAAAAGUACACAUACUAUGUAAAUGUGUGAGUGAAAAUGUAUAAUUGUUAAAUACUAAAACAAUAUUACAAAUGUGUUCUGUCUUGAUAA
Molecule: messenger RNA, 3341 nt
Organism: Gryllus bimaculatus (two-spotted cricket)
Lineage: Eukaryota; Metazoa; Arthropoda; Insecta; Orthoptera; Gryllidae
Source: the annotation of a GenBank genome assembly